ACCACACUUCUUCAAUAGCCACUUGUCCCAAAAUCCCUCGUCUCAAUCCAAACAAUACCUCCAUCUUCUUUCAUACUUAUAUCCUUUCUUUUCCCUCAGCCAUACCGCACAGCUUGUUAGAUUUCUAAGUGAAUCCCUUAAUUCUCAGUGUACGUUUUAGCCAAUAAUUUUAAAAAAAUGAGUCAAGAACAACCAAGAAGGCAACAAGGACAGGGUGAGCAGGACCCAAUCAAAUAUGGUGAUGUUUUUGGUGUCUCAGGUGAGCUUGGAGAAAAGGCAGUUAAGCCAGAAGAUGCAGCCAUGAUGCAGAGCGCUGAAACCGCCGUGCUCGGGAAAACACAAAAAGGUGGUCCAGCAGCUACCAUGCAAUCAGCAGCUAAUCUUAACGUGAGUGCUGGUCUAGUUCAACCUGGUGAUGUUACUGAUGUUGCAGCUCGAGAGGGUGUUACGGUUACUGGGACGGCAGUUCCUGGAGCUAAUAUCAUCACUGAAUCAGUUGCUGGCCAGGUAGUUGGACAAUACAUCCAACCAACUGGAGGGGCGACUCAAGGUGGUGCUGUUGCCACAGGACAGCAACAAGGGGUAACUGGAGGCGAUGGCGGUGGUGGAGGACGGCAACAAGGAGGUGGUGGUGGAGGCGCCGGAGCGAUCACGAUAGGACAAGCUCUUGAAGCGACUGCACAAACAAUACCGGCCAAGCCAGUGGAUCAGUGCGAUGCAGCAGCAAUCCAAGCAGCUGAAAUACGAGCAACAGGCAGUAAUGUUAUCACUCCUGGCGGGGUCGCAGCCACUGCUCAGUCGGCUGCGGCCUAUAAUGAAACUAUGAUGAGAGAUGAGGACAAAGUUAAGCUCGGAGAUGUCUUGUCGAGUGCUACUACGGUGUUGCCAGCGGAUAAGCCAGCGACGAGGCAGGAUGCAGAAGGAGUGGUGGGGGCGGAGAUACGCAACAGACAAGACAUGUCCACCACUCCUGGGGGGGUCGCUGCUUCUGUGACUGUAGCUGCCAGGAUGAAUGAAAGGAGUCAACAGCAAUCUUAAUUUCCUAAACUGGAAUCUAUAGGAAUAGUUGGUUUACCUUCCCCUUAAAGGCUAUAAUAUCUAUGUGUUGUGCUUUACCGAGUCUUUUUGUUGUGUUGGGAUUGCCUCGAGACUUGUAAGCAGCCAACACACUUCUGGUUGAAUGUUUGCUCUAGCCAUGUAUAAUAGUAGUCAGUUGAAGUCAAAGAAAUGUUUGAGCUUGUUUCUUAAGACCGUGCAACCACUAUGGUUAAUUAGGUUGGCUUCUCAAACAGUCUUGAUAAAAAUAUCAAGUAACAUGUACCUUUUCUA
Molecule: messenger RNA, 1329 nt
Organism: Lycium ferocissimum
Lineage: Eukaryota; Viridiplantae; Streptophyta; Magnoliopsida; Solanales; Solanaceae
Product: late embryogenesis abundant protein D-34-like
Exons: 3
Coding region: 178-1038 (286 amino acids)
Source: RefSeq, a predicted model, not a curated record